Cantharellus anzutake is the source of this 858-nucleotide messenger RNA. RefSeq lists its product as uncharacterized. The record is from RefSeq and is a predicted model, not a curated record. The transcript is spliced from 3 exons. Bases 1 to 858 code for a protein of 285 amino acids. Lineage: Eukaryota; Fungi; Basidiomycota; Agaricomycetes; Cantharellales; Hydnaceae.
AUGUUCGUACUUGAUGGGCUUGGAGAGUUCGAUGAUGCCUUUGCCGAACUCGCCCAGUUCAAUGACAAUUCUGAAACUGUCGUCGCUCCCUCCAUAAAACAUUUUACGUGGACGAAAACCUUGAUUAUUUAUGAAUGGGAUCCAAUCACUCCUGUGUUCGCAUUCCGCCGGCUUUUCACUCCCAUCUUGCGGCUCCCUUCUCUUCCACGACUUUCCGAAAUCCGUCUUAAAAAAACGUCAGGCCCUGAAUUGCUCCAUAUGCUCGAGCUUCUUAAAAGUACAGAAUGUCUCGAGAAUGUUACUUCCCGUUUACCUGUGCUAGAAGUGCAGCGGCCAUACUGGUUAACGCCCAAGGAUUUCCUAUGGAUGAUACAAACGACAAAAGCAUUUUCCAAUCUCAGGAUGCUGAUUCCCACCUGUCGUCCGCUCCCCACAUUUAGAAGAGCUCUCGCUCCUCAGUCCAAUUCCACUCUCUUCAUUCUCCAACCACCUGAAACACUUCGCAUAUUGCGCACCCUGAUUUGGUGCAGUUAUUUUGGGCCGCAUGAAUUCAUGCGCUUCCUGAACUCCCCAUUGAGUCGAAAUUUGAAGCUUAUCGAGCUUCCGCAUAUCUCGAGGUCGGCGAUGACCGAGUGGAAAGUUGAGAUGGAAACUGUGUUGCAAGUUGGAAGUCAUCUUGGGAAAGAUACCAUCAUCCCCACCGAAAUUUAUCCCGAGCCCGAAUUUAGACAACCUGGUGCAAUAAUAGCCAGAAUCGUGCGCUACAGUCGCUCUGUAUGUAUUCCCGCAGUGGACAAAGCAAUUCAGAAACCUCGCGGAGAGCUGAAUGUCGUCUUGGAACAGAUAUCGUUAUACUAA